AUAUCACGUCUAUUGCCUAUACGAGGCGAAUUGGAAGAGCUGAGUAUUCGUUUGCGCAUUUGCUGCGGAACCGCAUACGGACCUCCGCAAUGGCCGACGACACUUUCGAUCGAAGAGAAAGUGCAAGCCAACAACCACACAUCUACCGCCCUAUACCGCGGCGAAACUUCGAUUCGCAAGCCCCCUGCGACACAGCAGACAGUCCUACCCACGCUUUCUCACACACGCAACAACCGCACUCGCCCUCGGAUCUGCAGAACAGCCGCAGCUCAGACUUUCUCGCUCAGCUGAACGCGCGCCUCCUCCGCACAUACAACUCUCGCACGGAUGAUGCCCCCGAGUCGCCCGUCGACGGCACUGGCAGUGCGCGGCUGCCGCGCCAGAAUAAAAGCUUCUUGAACAUGAAUAGCAGCACGCUCUUCGGGAUUUACGACGACGUAGGCGCAAGCACAAACGGCGCGCAAAGCGUCGCUGAAACACCAUGGGGCACGGGCGCAGAGACACCGGGACAUACGGCGAUGGGGUGGAAUGCGAGUGUGUAUGAGACCGGCACGGGCGGUGCGGAUGCAGGGCUCAGCAUGAAGAACUCCGCGCGCCGGGGCAGUGGGAAGGGGAAAGUGGCUGCUGAGAGGAGGAGAAGUAGUCAGACGAGGAGGGCGAGGAGUGGUGUGGCCAGGUACGCUGUGCUGUUCUUCAAGCUGGCGGCGCUGUUCACGUUUGGGGUUUUGUAUGGCACGAUUGUGAGCCAUUUGCAUGACACGCGACACAAACCCGGACUCUCGUUCUCGCUCAUCGUAACUUCAAUAUUUACAUCGCUCAUGUUCCUCUCCAACCCUACGGCCUUGCUUUCGCCAUCUGCACCGCCCGAUGCCAACGCUACGCACGCGCCUUCGAUACCCAACCAUAGACCGGAUCUGUUUGCUGGAAUCAUUAGCUACGACAACCUGGCAGUCGUCACGUGGGUGGGAAGCGUGCUGUUUUGCAGUUGUGUGUGCUUUGGGAAUAUUGGGCGGAGGCUGGCGCUGUUGGAGGGUGGGUGGAAGAGGUGAUUGUGCAUCAAGAAGAUGUGUGGUUGUAAGGGAAGACGUGUUGGAUCUCCGCACUGUAGGAUCAAAAGUGUUAGAGGUAUUGAGGGUAGAUUAAAUGAGAUGCUGGAUAUCCUACGGGAUCCAGCCGUACGAGGAUCGAAUCGUUGCACUCUAGCCCGCGGUGUCAUUGGCGCUCUCCAGGGCUGAGCUGGCUGAAGUGAGGAGUUCCUGCCUUUCAGAGCUGAC
Molecule: messenger RNA, 1274 nt
Organism: Macroventuria anomochaeta
Lineage: Eukaryota; Fungi; Ascomycota; Dothideomycetes; Pleosporales; Didymellaceae
Exons: 3
Coding region: 90-1049 (319 amino acids)
Biological process (GO): sterol biosynthetic process
Cellular component (GO): endoplasmic reticulum
Source: RefSeq, a predicted model, not a curated record